AUGGAUGGUGAUAACCUACCAAGAAGAUCAGCUAGGAAGAGGAAGGUACGUCGUCUAGAUGAGUCUGUUUAUGCUCCUGUGCUUAAUAGCAUGCCAAAUGGCAACACUGUUGAAGGUGGAAGCCGUGCUGAUUCUGAUACAAAUGCUGAUGGUCUGGCCGAUCAUAAUAACAAGCAUCGUCCCGUAUCAGUUGAGCAUGGCAAUGCGACAACAACCCCUAACACAGCAAGCACGGCCAUUGUGCCUGUACAUGUUGUGUUAGAUACGUUAGGUCAAUCAGCAGUUGCAGCGCCCGGUUCCUCGAUAGAAUGCACAAUAUUCCCAGCAAGCGGCGAGCAAUUGCAGUCUGCCCGGCCUUCUCCAAAACCGUAUACUGCACAAAUUAUGGAUGCGAUGCAGGUUACUCCGAACGCCACCGUUCAAAGGAACAGGGGUUCACCGUCGAUGAUGGAGAAGGACGAUCAGAGUGCCAAUAAGUCUAAGGUGGAGCUGCCCAACAAUGGGCAAGUGAAGCGAACCGGAGAAGUCACCCUGAAGAUGGACAUGAGUUUGCUUAAUUGCCCCGUCAAUCCCCCUGUCUUCCAGUGCAAUGCCGGGCAUUUAGCUUGCGGCAGAUGCCUCGCCGAGCUCCCCGGCGAACAGUGCCAGACGUGCGAGCACGGCGGUGGCUUUAGCCGCUGCCCCAUGAUAGACGCUGUCGUCUCGUCCUUGACGGUCAUGUGCGGCCACGAUGGCUGCGGGAGCGACGUCCCCUACAACGAGCUCGACGACCACCAGAGCAAAUGCCAGCACGCGCCCUGCUUCUGCAUGGAGCCCGGCUGUGGCUUCAUCGGUGCACCGUUAGCGCUCCUCAACCACCUGGGUGCCCUGCAUGCAAUACCAGUGCACAAGGUCCACUAUGGCAAAGUUCACCAGCUCCGGCUGUCGGAGCGGGAGCCGCGGUGUCUGCUCCAUGGUCAAGGGGACGACAGCGUGUUCCUCCUGGUCAUGGGCGCGCUCGGCGUGGCCAGGGUCGUCUCUGUGGUGUGCGUCAGAGCUGGAGCGUCAUCAUGGCCGCAGUAUGCGGUCAAGCUUCGGGCAAAUGGUCCGCCACCACCGAGCAGCAUAGAAGGCAGCAUUCUGUUGGACAUGAAGCCGGUGACGAGCAGCACUAGGCCCGGCGAGGUCGCUCUGAUGGAGCUGCCGUCUUUCUUGGGGGUGCCGCCUACGUAUCUGGUUGGUUCUGGGGCGUCCAAGGAGGUGUCUCUCGACGUUCACAUUGACAGGAUGUGA
This is a messenger RNA of Triticum turgidum subsp. durum (durum wheat), 1272 nucleotides long. NCBI's taxonomy places the organism in Eukaryota, Viridiplantae, Streptophyta, Magnoliopsida, Poales, Poaceae. The record is from the annotation of a GenBank genome assembly.